UUUUUUUUCGAGAAUACAAGUAAAGAAGGUUGUGCUUUUCCGUGGAAGGAAGAGUGAAAAAUGGACUUGUGGGUUGUUGCAGCAGCUGCGGGUGCUGGAUAUCUAGCCAAGUACCUGUCAAAGGAGAGGGAAACUGAAGGCUUAUCAGAGUCGUUUUCCGGAGGCUCAACACAUGAUAAAUCCGAGCUCCAGCCUUUGCUGCAACAGCUUCGAGAGCGAGCAUGUUUCCUCCAAAGAUUGUCUGGGAGGCAAUUAGGAGAAAAUGCUACUUCUAGUAGAGAUUCUGCUAGAGAAGACAUUUCAUCUAACUCGGGUUUGAGAUUGUCAGAAGCAAAUGGGUCAGCUGGUGCUUCAGCAACAGAAAUGGCUUCUACUAGUGGCUUUGGUGAUGAAGCUUCACUGAAUUUGCGGGUGUAUGAGGAGUACAAUAUACUUUCUUUAUCAUCUUUGCCUCCAGGGCUCCCUGGAAAGAACAAUUAUGAAGUAGAUGGAAUUGAAGCCACAGGUGAAGUUUGUGAUAAAUCUGAGGAUUUUUUUUCAUCUGAGCCUUCUACAAGAGAGAAACGUUUUUAUAACAGGCACAGCAGAAGCAGAACCUCUCUUAGAAGUAGGCGGCUUCAUCGGUAUUAUUCUAUUAAACCUCUAAGCUCUUUGGAAAGCUGCGCCGCUGCUCAGUUGUACAAGGAGCAUGUUGAAAUGGAUGAAUAUGUAUUUACUCGACUUUCAUCCCCGACUGCACCAACUCUGAGGCCAUUGUUAGUAACAGAUGGAAAACAAAUAAUCAGCAGAGCAAAUGGUGAUUUUUACAGAGUAAAGUUUGGAACUGUAGAAAAUAUGGUGCAGGAGGGAGCUGAAGCAUAUGCAGAAGGGGAGGUAGUGCUGGGGAUUCCACCACUUCCAGAAAUUGGUUCUGUAGAACUCCCAAAGAAACUGAAACAAAGGAGAGGAAAGGGUCACCUUGGAAGAUCAGGCUGUUCCAAUAUGAGAGUCUCUCCAAAAAACUUCCAGUCACAAGGCUCACCAAAUGGAAUGCUUCUAUUCUGCAUUGGAAUCGCUAUUGGUGUUGUGUCUACUGUGAUGACAAACAAAAGAGAGGUGGACAGGUUAAAUGAGUUUUUAAAGCAGACAGAGAACUUGGUUCAAGAUCUACAAGAGGAGCUUGAGAUGAAAGAUUCACUGACUGUGAAGGAGCUAGUUAAUGAGGGUUAUGGAUCCCAAGAAAAUAACCACUUUUCCAUUCAUCAUCAGCCUCCAGCCCCCUUUUUCCCCCAACAGGAACUCACAGAAUCAAUAAAUUGUAAUGGUAAAGAACCAUAUGAUCAGAAGGAAAAUGAGAAGUCAGAGAUAAUGAGUAAAAUUGAAGCAGAGCUUGAGGCUGAACUUGAGAGGCUGGAGCUGAGCAUGUGCUCAUCUGGUGUUCAGAGAACAUUAUGUGGUCUUUUGGAGCUUGAUUCAGAUUUUGAAGCAGACAUUGUUAAGGAAGAACUAAAAGCAGAAAUGAUCAACAGAGGGGCCAGGGUGGAAGAUGAUUCGGACCAAAAUGCAAGUGGCACCUCCACCACUCCCACCCACACUGCAAAUUAUGCAGUCUCACCUCGAGAGCUCAGCUUGCGUCUUCAUAAAGUUGUUCAGGAAAGACUGGAGGAACGCAUCAUGGAGCUUGAGACGGCACUCCAACAAAGUCAACAACGGAUGCACCUAUUGGAAUCAGAGGAGGCCAACUCCCAAAGGGACUUCUCAAACAGUGAAAUAGGAUCAUCAUCUACUCAUGAGAGUCCAACUAUGAGGGAAGAUAGGAAUAACAUAGCCAGGCCCCUGGUUCUAAAUCUAUCAGGGGAAGCACUAGAUGCAUACAAUGAAGCUUACGAGGUAUUCAUGAGGGUAACUGGCCCUGAGGAAGAGAACCCACCAACAACAGUAAGCAACAAUACCAAUAUCUACGAAGAAGGAUUGCAUCCAUUGAAUCAGAGUGAGUUUUGCCAUCAAGACCGAAGUGGGCAAAAUGGGUCUCUGACACACCGUAAGAUCAUUGAAGAUAGACAAUCAAGGAGUUUGGUUCAUGAUAAAAUCAGGUCAUGGGAAGAGACGGUGUCAAGAAGUCGAGGAUCAAGUGAGCUUGGUGAUAGCGAAGAUGAAGAAGAUGAAAUGGGAAAGCUAUUGAUUAAGAAGAUUGUAGAGAAAACUAAGCAAGGUUCUCCUGCUGUUUUAAAUGUUCAAAAGAUGCUCUUCUCAAUGGAUUAGAAAAACAACAUUUCGGUGAGGAAAAUUGAUUUUGGAUAGAGAAUUUAUUUAUUUGAAGGGGAAAAAAAUGAAAGAGAAGGUUUUACUU
Messenger RNA from Telopea speciosissima, 2329 nucleotides. RefSeq lists its product as uncharacterized. Lineage: Eukaryota; Viridiplantae; Streptophyta; Magnoliopsida; Proteales; Proteaceae. The record is from RefSeq and is a predicted model, not a curated record. The transcript has 3 exons. Gene Ontology annotation, biological process: asymmetric cell division. The coding region runs from base 61 to 2241 and encodes 726 amino acids.